Molecule: messenger RNA, 15325 nt
Organism: Porites evermanni
Lineage: Eukaryota; Metazoa; Cnidaria; Anthozoa; Scleractinia; Poritidae
Source: the annotation of a GenBank genome assembly
GUUUCAGCUGAAUUUUAUGUUACCAACAAUUGCCGUAGCAAUAUAAUGCCAUUAUUUUCUAGCUCUUCACCCUUUGAUCAAGAUGUUGGUACGUUCAAGUCUACUUCCUUCUCUUCGCUGUUCGAUAAACAAAGUGAAUGACUUUCGUCCCUUUUUCUUGUUCACAGAGAAAGCGACAAGUGAACUCAACACAACGGAAGACUGGCAACUUAUUAUGGAAAUAUGUGAUCGUAUUCCUCGGACACCAUCUGGGUUUGUAGACUAAGUAUUGGAAAUUUAAAUAAGUUGUCGUUCCUCGAAUCAUGUCGUAAAUCGCCUUUAUAUUUACGCUGAAAUUUAUCCUCAAUAUAUUCCUCAUCAGCUUCUUUAUAUUGUUGCGAAUUGUUAAAGUUGGACUUGAGCUAAGAAAUUGUUAACUUCUGAAUCUUUAACUUGAUAUUUCCGUGACACUUCGCCGUAAAUUAUCCUAAGAGUUGAAUUUUGGCACAACUUUGUGCAUUGAACUAAAAAGAUGACGUAGCUUUAAAGGAUUUACCUUCAUGCAAUGCAGCUUUCAGUUAUUUGGACAUGUCAGCUGUAAUUGAUAAUCAAUCUAUUGUUAUUGAUUUUCUUUUUGUCGACAGAAAGUGAUAAAUUGGUGUAAGCUUAAUAUCUUGAUCCUUCUGUGUAACAAUAAUAAUUUGUUUUAAGCUUGUUUGUGCAUUUUUCUGUAAUUUGUGCGUAACUUGCUGACUAUACUAACAGUAUGACUGUCAUGAGUUGACAGUUUCUCAUUAUCCAAAAUAAUAUUUAUUUCUUGUAUUUAAGAGUAAUGAUUAAAUAUUAGUGCUCUCUCAAAAGUUGACACUGGAUUUCACUUUUGAUGAAUUGUGAGCCCUGAAUUCCUAAGCAUUCUUUGCUACAUAAAUGUAGCAAGCCCUCCAAGUUCUAGAAAAAGCAUACUCUCCUACUCUUCUCAGAUUUUCAGAGUCAAACCAACCACAAUGCUUGAUCCUUGUGAUUGUGAUUAACUUAUUCUUAAUCUAUGUUUGGUUGCAUCUGAUACAUACGUGGUUCCAGAAUUCUAUAUUACUAUGUCGCAGGUAUGGUCAAAAUGAAAUUCAGAUUAAAUUGGAUUCAACCCAGGUUGAUUCUGCCUUUCCUUUGUUUCCUAGCCCUUAUUAUAAAAAUUAUGCACAUGUCAUCUGCUUGCCCCGGAGGUAGACCCCCAGGCCAAUCAGGGGAAUAUAUCGGGGAAUACAGGGGGAUGGAUUGGAUUCUCUACCCCUGGGUAGGUGAAAAAUUGACGCCAUUGUUUUAGUUCGAAGGGAAGAGGGUGGGGGAAUUGCAAAUUUUGUAAAAUCGGGAAUGGUGACCAUGAGGAUAUCACAAGGAUUUAUUGCAAAAUGGGUUUUAUAAAAGGGGAAGCAACUAACUCAGUGAGAGAAAUUUUUCAGCAAAGCAAACAAGACCUUGAACCAGGUAGCCUCCCCGCAGACGUCCUUUGGGGUUCGUUUGUCACGCAUUCAUUUCUCCCCCACAGACGUCUGCUAAACACAGCCGACUUUUACGUUCUGGAUUGUUUGAAUAAGCCAAUAAGCGGUUAGUUAUUGUGUCACGAUCAGCCAAUCACGUGCUGUGAUAUAAGUGAUGUCUUUUGUACUCUCAAGUGAAUUAUUCAUUCGCACCGCUAUCUUCUACCUGAGACGACUCAAACGUUUUGAAAAAAUCACAGAAACGAUGCAAUAAAGCUGCAGUCAGCUGUAUAUUUUUUUCGGAAGUUGUGACUAUAAAAUAAUCUGCUUUUCUUUGAAAGACUUCAGACAACAGUCUCCCACACGAGCGCGGAGUGGUUUUCAGCGCGGUCGAAAACAAUAAUUACUAUUAACUCUGUAUAUAUUCGAAGUAUUAAGAAAAGAGAACUUGUAAACGUGUAUACGGAAGAUAUUCAAAGCAUUCUUCGAAAACAAAAGCCGUUUCCUUUUUUGCGAAAUGUAAUUCCACCAAGGUCAUGGGUCGCGGACCAAGGACCAGUAUGCAAAAUUUGGUUAUAUUUUUUCAAGAGUCCGAGUAGAACAAAAAAUUCGAAGUCUACAGCAAUGUGCUUCCAACGGCAGAAAAAGGUUUAUCUGAAAACUUGUUCUGCAAAAAGGCACGUCCUCCUGUUGCGUUUUAUUUAUUCACAAGCUUAGUAAACAUGACCACGGUGCUGCCGAAGUCCAAACUUCAAGCUAGAACGACAAAUUAACCUACCUGUCAACAAACUUUAAUCUCGCUCCUUCAAAGAAAGAAAGAAUGCUUAUAUCAAUAAAUCAUUGAACCUUUUAUUGUUCAUUGUAUUUUAUUUCUUGACGAAAUAUUUAAUCACGCUCGGGAAAGUCGCCAACCAAGGACCACAUACUAACUGUACAAGUCACUCGCUAACAUUUCCUCCACCGAUCGAUCUUCAACCAAGCUUCUGGGCUUCCGUACAGCUGUCCAUAAACAACAGAGAAAGUCCCUCUCUCGACAACCCUCAUAUUCUCUUUGCUAAUAUCACUGAGCGUUACAGCAGGAAUACCAAUAUUUUCCAGCUUUGUAGAUUGAUGUUUCAAGAUUUACCAGGGAAGAAACAACAACAACAAUAAUGUCCAGUACUUCCACGCACUGUGUCGCAAACAAGCAGCAAAGCUUGAUAGAUAAAGGAUUUGCCAAAUCCCGUCGGCAAAUUUAUGAACUCAUCGGGCCUGGCGCACGCUACUGGUGUAUACGGCUAAGAAUCUCACAUCGUUUGGCUCUUAUGAACUUAUUAAAACUCAGAUCGCAUCAAUAUUUGGCAAGAAGUUAAACUUUAUAAACAGCUUUUCAUUGAAUUUUUUUUUUCUGGCUGUAAGACCAAAAUAAAAUUGAAAUAUGAAAAGUAUGGCUCAAAAUGGGACCAUUUUUUAACAGCUCGCGUAACAUUUACAGUCUAACCACGCAUAUUGUGGGAUUUCUCUGUUUCUGUUAAUGGUACUUUGGAAAAAUUUCUCCGAAGAGGUCAGUGACUUAUGAGUACUAACUGUAUUAAAAAUUACUGAACAUAAAGGCAAAACAACAAAGUUUAGGGCGUUUUCAGAAAGAUGUUCUGUCUACAUACGAUCUCUGUGCAGCGCGAACGUCAAUUUAAAAGAUUGGUUUUCAUUGACUUUCUGUUGUUGUUAAGAGAAGAAAUAAUAAUUUUUGGAAUGCUCAUAAGUUAAACCUUCCUUAUAGACUAACUGUUAAGACUUCUGGAAACCCAUUUUUACGCUAAGAUCAAAUAUGUAAGGUUAGACAGCAUUUUUUUAACGUGAAAAUUCGUAAACCGUGCGUUGGACCGAAAAUCGGAUUCUAGAGUGUGCUUUGGCAUAAAGAUUUUGUGCCUAAAAUGUGCCUAAGAUGUGCAUAAAGUGUGCAUUUUAGUUUUGAAAAACGUGCCUAAGCCGUGCCUAAGUUGUGCCCAAACUGUGCCUAAUCUGUGCACAAGUUGUGCCAAAAUAUUGAGUCACUCGGAAAAUCGUGUCCAGCCUAUCGAGCUCCACAGCGAACGAAGGGCGCACGGCAAUUAUGUCAGUUUUGAGGUUUACAAAGUCUAGAAACACGGUCUGACGACCUUUUUAUCCCCUAAUAAGAAAUAACAUGACUCAGAAUACGGUUAGAGACAGCAGGGGAAGCCCCGACAAACAGGAAAAUGGAAUCUUAAACAGGUUAGCGUAUUUAAAGUAAGUGCUCAGCUCAAUUACAUUGUUGAUAUGCUAAUUUCAUCGAUGUUAAAAAAUUUCCAAGUAGGUUUCUUCUCCCCUUCUUAAUGGAGCGUUUAGGUGGAACGAAACAUUUGUUUUUUUCGGGAGGGCAGAUUUGCAUUCAAAAAAAGAAUUUACUUGUGAUAUGACUUAUAAAAUGAAAACGAAAAAAUUGAUUGCACGCCGAUGAGUUUUGAAGCAAAAUAAAUGGCACGUCUCAUCGAUUGUUAUACGAUCAAAGCUUAAUUUGCUAACAGAGCCAGAGAACAAAAACAAACAAGCAGCUUGAAUUAUUUUACUACUAAGUGUAAAUCCUACUUUUUUUAGUUAGAGAAAUAUUUUUAAAAAGCAGCCGCAUUUUGUAUUAAAAACACAACACGCGUUGGCAUGAAGGUUUCAAAUUACCACUUUGUACUUUUCAUGUUGUUAUGCAAAUUCAGGCCAAUUUUACCGCGAUCGCAAAAAGUAUUAUUUUUCUACGACUUUUAUUGGCUCUUUUUGUGCCUUACUUCUUUAGCUUUGUUUUUGUUAUUAUGGCUUCGACUUUCUUUCACGAUUUCUUUGAGAAACGAAAGAAAGCGAGUCUAUAAAAUUGCAUGGCAAUUGAAAAGGUUCAGACCGCAUACAUCGCGUGUGAAUUUCCUCUUUAUCCUUGGAGUAAACACGGACUGUCGAAGAAUACUUUAAUUUUUCAGACUUUCGGCGCGGCUCAAAACUUACACUUCCUAUACUUCUAACUGUAUCGUGUUUGAUCUGAAUUAUUUUUGUAAUUCGUACCAAGUUUGUUCUUUUUUGCAAGUCGGGUUACAAAGAUUUUCAAAAAAGUGCCCAGCGUUGAAUAUUUGUGCCUAAACCGUGCCUAGACCGUGCCCAAACUGUGCCCAAACUGUGCCUAAAAUGUGCCUUAGCAAUAUUUAAAACGUGCCUUAACUGUGCCUAAAGUGUGCCUAAUCUGUGCCUUUGCAUGUUUUUUUCCCGUGCUUUGGCACAAAAACCGUGCCUUCUCUUGAGCGCGAAUUGUGCAUAAGGCACGGUGUUACGCUCGUGUACACCAGUAGCGUGCGCCAAGCCAUCGGUCUUCGCUAUAAAAUUUGCAGGAUAGCUUCCCUCUGAUACUUGUUUAACUCUGUAUUAAUUACAAAUUUCUCACACACUGGAUCAAAAGCCUCACUGAUCGUGCGAAUCUUAAGAAGCGGCUCAGGUUAAGUUUUACAAAAAUCGGUAAACAGCCUGUGAUUGGUGAACGUCAGUGUUUAGCAGACGUCCGUGGGGGAGAAAUGAAUGCGUGAUAAACGAACCCCAAAGGACGUCUGCGGGGAGGCUAUGAACCAGGCUACCCUUUAACGCUUGUUCAAGAAUUAAUACUUACUUAAGUUAAGUUCACUGACAGCAUUGAUGCUCUUUGCAACAAAACAAAACAAACAAAAUAGAUUUUGUGGUUUGUUACUACCUACAAUGCCUACAAUCAGGGCACACUGAAUCUCUAAAAGAUUCUCAUGAAACACUGGGACAUCAUUCAACAGCACUGAUUGUCUCCUACAGGAAGGGAAAAUCUCUCAAGGACAUUCUAGUCCGUGCAAAAAUUCCUCAAAUCCCGUGACAAUCACAAAAUCAACGAAGCUGUUAAAAGCAAACUAGAACUUGCAACUUGCAUACGAUCACCUUAACUGACUUCUAAAAAUGGCAAUCACACAUCCAUUCAUUUAUUAAAAAACAACCGGCUCAAUAUAUUUUCAGAUCUCUUAAACCUAUCACUGAUCAUUCUUAUUAUGAACGCAGAAGCUGAGGACUUGUAGACUUUAUUAAAAAAUUCAUACGUAAAUGAAAUGCAAUGAAUAACUGUAGUUUUUUCGGCAUCAUGAGGUAGAUUAUUUCAGGUCAUCUUAAGUAGUCCGUGGAGAAACUAUCAGUCUCUCCUAUAACCUUGGUCUUCAGGGGUUCUUUCAUUGUAGUGAUUUUUUUUUCAAUAAAGAUAUAAUAUUGCCUUUCCAAGCCUAACGCAAUUGAGUAAAAUUUCAUCCCCAAAUAUCAUAAAAAUGCCCCCCUGCGUCAAGUGAAUCCCAGUUAUAUGAGGUGGAUAUCAGGGGGAUUUUUCGUGGAGAGGCACUUGACCCAGGGGACUUUGUCUUAUUAAAUUCCCCCACCCCAGGAGAAAUCCUCAACUUUGCUCCGUCCAUUUUACAAUCCCCCUGGUUGGCCCACGGGUCUAACCCCAGGGCAAGCCAAAGACAUGUGCAUUAGGACUAAUAGACAAAGGAAAUUAAGAAUGAACCAAGGUUAAAACACUAUUAACCCAAACUUCAUUUUGAUCUUCAAUAUAUUUGUACCCUCCUGUGGAUGGUCAGUGGGCAUUCUAAGGGGUUAGAAAGGUCCAGAGAUUGAAAUAUCCAGGGGAACGUGGAUUGAACAUAUCUGACUUUUUUCUAGAAUGGCUAGCAUCAGAUUCAGGGGGAGCAAGCGGUGGCGCAGUUGUGAGAGCACUCACCCGCCACCAAGAGUUCAUGUCUAAUGUGAAAAGUUGAACGUCUGGGAUUUUAACUGGGCUACACAGUAUGCAAAGAAAGUUGUGUCCGAUAGCCUGGGGCUAGAGGAUUUUGCUAUCGGGCUAGUGAUUUUUGUUCUUAACUUGCCCAACGGGCAAGUGAAGUUUUUAGGGGAAAUUCAAAUUACAGAAGGAUUGUAAUCAAUCCUGCUAAUCAGAGAGGGUUUUGGGACUAGUUCAAAUGACUUGUGGGUGGGCUAGUACAUGCUAGCUACAGCUUGCCCGAAUGAGAGGCCAUAAAACUGACUUUCUUUGCACCCUGCUACAUGUCAGGGUCGGUCAGGGUUUUUGGGUAUACGGUAUACAGGGGUUUUUUAAAUCGGGCAUACAGUAUAUUGCAGCUUAAAUACGGGUAUUCAGUAUAUCGCUAUCUUUGAAUUUCAGGUAUAAAGUAUACCUGGGUAUAAUUUUGGGUAUAUUUGGAUGAAUUUUGGGUAUUUUUGAGUAUUUUGGCGAAUUUUUUUCGGGUAUACUGGUAUACCACUACCCCCCUGGCCGACCCUGACAUGUAGUUCUUACUCUUUCCUGGAGCAGGCUUAUUUUGGUUCUAGCGUCAUAAAAAUUAAAGGGAGGGUAACCAUGAUACAGUAGGUUAGUGCAUCUUUAACCCUCACACUCAUUUUGUAUCUUUUUGUGUGUUUAGGCCCAAGGAUGCACUGCGGUCAAUAAUGAAAAGGGUUAACCAUAGAGUUCCUCAUGUUGCCAUUCAGGCGCUUACUGUAAGUCAGACACUAAAAUGAAAUUUAAACGGAAACCAUCAGGAAAUUGAGUAAUAUCAAUUUUCAGUGGGCAAAACUCUUGUACCAGAUGAAACUGUGUCACAUUCUCUUUUACACUUGUCAAGGGCUUUAAUAAUAACACCAAAGACAAUUUCGUAUUUGAGCCUAAGAAAAUGAAUUUCAAAUUUCACAGGAAUUGAAAAAACACAGGUAAAAUGUCAUGCAUUGGUAUUUCCCCAGCUCCCACAAGACAUUUUCCUUGGUCUUUUCACAGAUAACUAAAUAUAAUUAUCUGUAGCCCUAUCUAGAAAACUGUAAAAACGAAUGCAAUAUGCCGUAAGUUAUUCUGGUACAGAGUACACAUUGUAUUUGUCCACUGAAAAUUAAGUUUAUUCAAUUUUUCUUCCAGUGGAUUCUGUCUCAAACCUUUGUUUCCAAAGAUAGAGUGUCAAGAACUUGAAAAUAAGCACCCAUAAUAAUCAGCAUUCAUGUAACUUUUCGUUGUUUCAUAUUCUUUAUCUCUUGAAAUUGCUGGAUAAUCACUGAAGCAUUCAUUGUUUUGUUUUAUUUAGCUCUUGUCUGCUUGUGUGAAUAACUGUGAUAAAGUAUUUCACUUGGAAGUUUGCUCCAGAGACUUUGUCAAUGAAGCAAAGAGUGUCAUAUCGAGAGUAAGUUAGAUAUGUGCAUUAAUAUUAUUAUUUUUUUAAUAAACUGAAGAGACGGGUCAAUACCAAAAAGAGGGGUUCAGACCUAUAUUUUUUUAAAGCUGCCAUGUCCAAUCACAAAAAACUUGCAGUGUCGUAUUCUGACUUGUGAGGUUAAGAUAACUUUGUUCUUACUACUUACACGUGAGUUAAUUAAUCCUUAAGGGCCCCUUUUUUCAGCCCAAGAGGUUUGUAGGUUCCUAAAAUUAAAAAUUCUAGUAAGAGCACUGCCAUUGUGUAAAUGGAAUGAAAUUAUUGUAUGAUGGUCAUACCGUAAUCAUCAAGAUCAUUGUUGCUCAAUGUACUAGAGGGCACAUACAACGCCUGUCUUUUCUGCCUAAACCACCCUGUUUUGUACUGUAGCCAUUGGCCUUCCUCUUAUUUUAGAACCAUUCAGGCCUCCGACUUAUCGCUGAAGUUGUAAUAUGUAAAAGGUAAACUUUACCAAGACCUUGAUGAUUAAGGAAUGGCCUGAAAGUCUCCCCUAAGAUCCACAUAAUAUUACCUACAAUGUACUGUAUAAUAAUUAGUUAUAAUUUUAUAACUUUUCAGGCACAUCCCAAAGUAACAGAAAAACUGAAAGGCCUUAUAAAAGAAUGGUCUGUGAGCUUUAAAGAUGAUCCCCAGUUAAGGUACGUAAUUUAUUUUCAAUGCUUAUUUACAAGGCUUGCUUGUUAUUCAUCACCCAUAUUAAACCAGAUAUAUAGUUCAUGUUAUGUUUCUAAAAAUCUAUACAUGUAAGUAACAUAAUAUUUAUUCUCUUUGUCCUGAUAAUGGCUUAUAUUUCAGUCUAAUACCAGCACUUUAUAAGGAACUUAAGGCAGAAGGAGUAGAAUUUCCCAGUGACACAUCUAAGGUUGGUAGAUUUUUUCUGAGCACUCUGUUUUCAUUCGGAGCAUUUUUUGUUCAGAAAGGGAAAGAUCUUUGUAGUGUAUUAUAAUAAUACUAAACUUUCAUACUAUUAGUGACUUUUGAGUUCUUAUUUUGAGCUAAUCAGUACCAGGGUUCUCAAUAGAUUUUUAAGUAGGAGGUGAUCACUUAUAAAGUAGGAGGCUCUUCAGCAAAGCCAGAGGUGUCAAAACAAAGCAAAGAAAAGCGACCUAAACACAAAGUAAGCGGCUAUAAAUCCCAAAGUAAGCGGCGAUCAAUCGCCGGGUGCCGCCUUCUAUUGAGAACCCUGCAGUACACAUGAUGUUUUUAUAUCAUGACUGGUGGUCAUUUGACAAUUUCUUACUACAAAAUUUGACCUUGAUGGACAAAAUCUUACCUUCAGUCACGUACAAUGUAUUUUGUAAGAUUUGUCUUGUGAUUUGGCCUCCAAAAUUCUUCACUCAUGACUUAAAUCAGUGUUUACAUAGUAACUGGUAGUUAUGUGGUUUCAGAUGAAAUUUUUUUCGAGAUUAUGUUUCUCCUGAUCUCUUAUCAUAAAGGUUUGAGUUCUGCUUGCAAACAAGCAGCAGCAAAACACAAAUUGUGCUAAUGUCAAAAAGUCUAACGACUAUUGUUUAACAGAUUCAUCAUGUUUACAAGGCUUGCGAACUUUUUGUGUCUGUUGUUCAUAAACACUAGAUAAAAAAAAUAAUUACUACAUCGACUGAUCGGUACUCAUUGACCAGAUUUUGGACAAAUCUACAUCAUUAGUAUGGAAUAUUAGGAGCUGAAUUGUAGAUGACUCUCUCGUGAAAUGUCCCCAGUAGCAAGGAGUUAGGAGAGAUGGCUGUAUUUGCCAAUGGCUAUUAUUUUGACAGUGAAGAUUUGCAGUACUUAAAUAUUGAAACUAUGUCCUGGAACUACAUCGUCUGAAUAAAAUCUGAAUUAUGCAACUCGGUUGGACUUCUUGGUUGGACUAAAUGAUGGAGCAGCCCUGCUUUAAUACCAAGGUUUUCCUUUUUUGUUAAGGACUCAAGCUCAAGUUUGUCCAGUUCACCUCCUCGAUCAUCAUCAGCAAAGUCAACGUCCAGUGCACGACAAGAAGAUGAAGAUUUGGCCAAAGGUACUUACACAUUGUACUUGUACUUGGAUAAAAGAUGUUGUUUUUGGUUAUUGACUAUUGACACUAAUAUCUUUCCCUUUUUAAUGAUUCAAAGGUUGCAGUUAUCAUCAAAGCUAUAUGAUAAAAAUUACCGGUAGAGAAAUGAGAUAUGUUGCUCAAUAAUUUUCAGCUGCAGAUUUUGGCAUUUGUAACAUCCGCUUUGAAAUCACUGGCCAUCCAUGCAAUCUGAUUGUCUCUCAGCAGUGUGAUUUAUUCCCAAAUUGCACCAUUUUUUGCUCUAAGUUGCAUCUUUCUCCCUGCCAAUGAAGAAGGAACACUAAAACAGCACAACCAAACAGAUUUCAAAUCUUGUUUAAAGUAACAAAUCAAAUUUCAGGUUAAGUGGAUGUAAUAAAGUGGUAAUUGAACUUUGUGUUGUGCAAUGUUCGUCUGAAAUCAUACUUGUUGGUGUAGAUGUCAUGUUACAAGUCAAAAUUGAAUUCAGGUUAAUUUUUUUUAACCUACAUGUAGGUUGAUUCUCCUCUUCUGUCUCCUAGCUCUAAUAAUAUUAUUCUUGAACAAGGGCUAGAACACAAAGAAAAUUGAGAAUCAACCCAGGCUAAAAAUUUUUAAUCUGAAUAUAAUGUAACAUAGAUAUUAAUCAUAAAAUUAAUAUACAUUGUAAUUACACCAACAGCACUACCCUCUGUGUCCUCUCCACUACCACUGCGCUGUAUUGGAGUGAAUGUGAAAUUUACACUCCUUUCCCUGUCAUUUUGCUCUUCACCUAAAACAGAGAUUUGUGCCCUUAUGUUAGCAUUGCUGGCUCCGCAAAAAGCCAAGUCAGUGUUGGAUAGUGUACUUACAACUUGUAUUACUGUAUAAAUAAUUUAAGUUAAAAAAUUAAGCAUCUGUCUACAGGGAAAGAGUGAUUGUAAAUAAUUUUGAGAAUUAUAUGUUGAGUUAAGUUUUUGGAUUUUUUGUAGCAAUCGAGUUAUCUCUCCAAGAGGCUGAAGCUAGCAAGGUAAGACACAAGUUUGAACUUUUAUUUUAUACUGUGAUAAUCAUGAAACUUUAAAAAGUUAUUUUGAUAUCUACACUGUACAAUGUACUUUAGAGUGAGUAUUUAGAUCCAGGUGAAAUUACAGUGCAACUAAAGAGAGCUAAAUCACCUCCUGAAAAAAUGAAUGGAAUUAAAACGAAAUAAAACUUUACGUUUUAAAUUUAUGACAUUUGAAUUUAUGUCAAAGCUUUCAAUGCACCCUUGAUUACUAAGAAAAUAAGUUAUACAGUUUAUUAAAUGAAUAUGCCAGUGAUUAAAAUCUUUCUUUGUUGUGCAAGAAAAAUAUUCCUGCGCCUUGAGAACAUCACCUUGAUGUGCACAAAAACCAUAAAUGCUUUGCACAGUAGAAGUGUUUUUAAUAAUAUCUUUUUUGUCUGGUUUAUUUAUCAGCCAAAGGUUUCCAGUCUUUAUCCCAGUUUCAGUACUCCUUUACCUGCACCUACAAGAAAGGUAGGUAUCCUGUACUCUUACGGUACUCCCAACCUGUCUUGCUUGAAUUGGUUGAGUUGCAAUUUACUGGCAAAUGUCUAAGCAUCAGAUUUCAGGAUAACCCCAGUCAGGUUUCUAACAAAUAAGAACUGUCAAAUUGUUUCUUCAGUGAUUGCAUGCAGGCUUUGAGAAGCAUUCCUCAAAACCAAUAUUAUGAAACUUUUAUUUUUACGUACAAAUUCUCCAUUGUUAGGAGAAUAUUGAUAUUGAUUACUAUGAGGGAUUAAAGGGUAAAGAAAACUUCACAUUAAGCAUACACCAUGAAUUACUUGUGCAUCAGGUUGAGUUAGCACCAAACGUUUCUUUUUGUAUAUUCUGUUAACAAAAGUGCAUUAUCUAAGUAGACACUUCAUUAAUUUUGACGCACACUGUAAACAUGAAUGACAUUUUUUAGGUUGAGGUGAAGAAAGUCAGAGCCCUGUAUGACUUUGAGGCAGUGGAAGACAAUGAACUCACCUUUAAGUCUGGAGAGAUCAUUUCUGUUCUUGAUGACAGGUUGGUAGGUCAUAAAACUUGCUAAGCUCCAAUGGUACUGAUACAGCACAGUGUAAGCAUGGUGAACUGACCUGGCAUUUACUCUAUUCUGCACAAGAAAAUGAAAGCUUUUUAUGGAAACCAUGUUGGCAGCAAAUUCAGUUUUUAUUGUUGUUGGUUUCAAGUGUAAUCAACUUUAAUUUGCAUGUUGAAAGUACAGCACCAUAGUGCAUUGUUUGAAGCAAUAUCAUCUACUAAUCUUGGGUAACCUGUACAUCCGAGUGUCAUUGGGUGUCCUGUAUACUGUGAAGUCAUCUGCUGUCAUUUCUAUUGUCAUAAAUGUUUAAUGUUAGAAAUAUGGUACAUCUAUAAGAGUUCAUGUUUGACCAGAAGGUUUUUUAGCCUGUGAGCAAGCUCCGUGGGGGGGUUCUGGGGGUAUCCACACCCACCCCAUGUCCAUCCCUGGCCCCAAGUGCCCCCAAGAGAGCUUGCUCAAAGGCUAUAAGGUCUGCAACAGGCCACAUUGCUCAUUGUAUUCUUUCUCUACAGUGUUGCAAACUGUGAGCCAGCUCCCUGGGGAGCUCUGGGGGUAUCCCAGGCCAUUCCCUGUCCAUCCCUGGCCCCAAGGGCCCCCAAGAGAGUUUGCUCAAAGCCUACAAGCUUUGCAACAGGCCACAUUGCUCAUUGUAUUCUUUCUCUACAGUGAUGCGAACUGGUGGAAAGGAGAAAACAGUCAAGGCAUCGGUCUCUUUCCUUCAAAUUUUGUGACAUCUGAUUUGUCUGAGCCUGAAAGCCGUAUGUAUCCUAUACGGUUGCAAUCUACAUUGUAGCGUUUUGUAUUUUUUUUUCCUUUGCACUUUGGUGUUCUUAUAGAAACCUGUAUGUUACAUUGCCCAGGAGGGAAAGUUUGCAUGGAAAAUUCGUGAUGCACUAGUUGGAUGCAAACAAUGAUGCAAUAAAGGAAAGGCACAUGACAAAAUUUGACAUAUUGUUGUCUUUUACUCCGCUUGUCAAACUUCCUUCAGCUUCGCUUAAACUAGACUGCAAAAGAGUCCGUAUUUUUGCGUAUUCAAGUACGUGCGGGCAGUCAAACAAACCGUUUUCUUUACUGAUUUUGAGAAAAAAACCGACUGUUUUGUAGUCUACGCUUAAACAAAUUACUUGCGGAUCUCACUCAGGUGUGUGAUAAGAAAGAUCAUAUUUAUGUCUUUAACGUUGCAUUGCUCCAUAUUUCAGCACCCAAGGUUGAAAAGAAGAAGGUUCGGUGGGCAGAUGAGCCGAGGCAACAAUCAGCCACUGAAGGUACUUUGGUGAUGCUAACGAAUUCACCUUUUCCUUUCUUCUCUACCUACAAGAGAACUGCCCCCAGAGCAAUUGACCCUUAAUGAGUCUAUGCCCGCAAUAACCACCCAAACAAUAUUGUAGUGAGUGCUCCCUGAUGAAAUUCGUUUGAUAUCUUUUUCACAACUCUUCAGAAGCAUUUUGUAUAUGGGUAAAGGCGCUAAGUGAUGACUUCUGCACAGAUUGACCUAGAACAGUAACGUCCUCCUGACGUAGCAUCUUUAAACAUAUCUUUGCACACCCUGGACACCCAGAAACUCCCAAUGACGUUUUGCGUAGUAGGGCAGAAAAGGAAAUAUUAAAAAAAAUACGUGCCCAUCAACCAAUCUCAUUACGUCGAGGAGUGAUUCAAAGACUUAGCAGCAGAAGUGGGGCUGUGUGUCUGCGCCAGAUUGAUUGAGUUUUAUUUGUCGCCUGCACUAGCGACAUAGAUCUUUAGCCGCAUAUAUUUUAGUUAAUCACUUUGUAAGUCAUUGAUCCUCGGAGACCCAGGGGUAGCUAGUCGGGACAAUAGAAUGUUCGUGGUGAAAGUCACGAACAUUCUAUCUUCCUGACUAGCUACACUUGGGGCUCCCAGGAUGGAAGUUAUUACGAUUGCCUGUGUUUAUAUUUUUUCCUGUGUAUUUGUUUUAGGCUCUGCAACACCUGUGAAAACAGAAAUUAGCGAGGUACGUCGAGUUUUGUUAGGAGCAAAGAUCACAUGCGUAAGAAGUGUUGCUCGGUCGUUUCGACGUUUGGAUACAGGUUUAUUCAGUUGACGUGUAAAUAGUUCCACGUACUUGCCUUAAAGAACGAAGAGUAUUCCCCCAGAUGUUUUUCUUGUUAUUGCGAACUGUACUUGAAGUGAGCGAAUUUUUUCUUCAAUUUCUAUUUCACUAUUUAAGUUCGUGUCGAAACGACUUGUAUCCAUGCUUAGAAUCAUAAGUUUAUUUCGUAUCCUGUAGAUGGGAUGUCCACUUGUCUAUAUUUCAGGGUAUAAAAGAAUUUAAGGAAGCAAUAAUUUAGAUGUCGUAGUUAUUAACAUUUUCUGUAUUUCAAACUCUUUUUUGCAAGUUUAUUCUUUAAGAAUGCCAGCCUCAUACCAACGGAGAUUUUGUUUAUAUCUAGGAAAAAAUAAACUUGUGUACAAACAUGCUGAAAGGCGCCAACAUCGAAGGCGAGGAUGAUGAGGAAGAAAGAAUUCAAGAUAUGGAGGGUUUGUUGUGGUGUUUUCUUUUCUUUUUUUAUUGUAUGUUGUUAUCUCUUGCUGCUCAAUCUAGGGCCCUGUGCUUGAGAGUCCCGGUAAUUUUUCGGUCCGAAAUCAAAUAGACUGUAUUCAAAUUCAAAUCUAAAUCUAAAGAAUGAGAGUAUGGCUCCUAGCUAACAAACUGGUCCAGUUUGUUUUGUUAACUGAUAGUUUUAUCAUUGUUAUCUGCAAAACUAGUGCAAUCUCUGCCUUGAAUGAAAUAACAACAGCUUUUUGGGCCCCUUAGUUAACGUGACUUUCGAGAAAGGGAUCCCUGGUCCGGAAUUUCUUCGUACUUUCUUAACUGCAGAUAAAAUUAUUCAAUGUGACCAUUCCUAUGAAAGCCACUAUGCUGUACUUUCCUGUGGUACUGUUUAUGCUCUACAAGGUGGCUCUGUGGAAGAAAUUUUUAUCUGCAAGCAUUUAUGUGAAAGCUACUGUGUACUACUCACCUACUGUGAUCUUUAGUUUAUUUUAAAGUUGUGAAAAUUAGAAAUUAUGAAACUAAUGGUAAUUAUUAUUUUAUAGAUGAAUGUUACAGAAUGGAGCCACUCAUUAAGGACAAGAUUGAGGAAAGCGAGAGGUACAGCAGCUGUAGUCAAAUGCAUUUUUAAUGUUUUUAAAAUGCACAGUAGUGUUUUGUCAGUUUCGUCACUGACUACUUUUGUAGGUUGAAUGCAUGAACGUUCUCGCAACUCUCGAGAGUAAUCACUUCGUCAAUUGUUGAGAAUAGUUUAUCCUAAUUGAAAUUCUAAAGAUUACAGUUUGAGCUCAGGAAUAUUUGGUCACUAAACAGCAGCCCUUGACCCCCCUUGUGAAGACUUAAUUUGUGCUCUCACAAGCACAGGAUUCGCAGCAACCGUGGAUUGCUAAGCGUCCAUCUGUGUGAUUCAGUUUUUAACAAAGAUGAGGACCGCGGACGUUUGACAUGAAUGUCUUAGAUUUCCUCCUGUGAAAUGAUAUUUAUAUCUUCCAUUCCGUAGAAAACACCAGGAAUUAACAUCAAUGAACGAGCAGUACCUGCAAGCACUCAGUUUAUAUCAAAGGUUGGUUAAAUUUCCUACUCUACAUUAA